Molecule: messenger RNA, 4222 nt
Organism: Doryrhamphus excisus (bluestripe pipefish)
Lineage: Eukaryota; Metazoa; Chordata; Actinopteri; Syngnathiformes; Syngnathidae
Gene: lepr
Product: leptin receptor
Biological process (GO): cytokine-mediated signaling pathway; hemopoiesis; positive regulation of receptor signaling pathway via JAK-STAT
Cellular component (GO): external side of plasma membrane
Molecular function (GO): cytokine receptor activity; protein binding
Source: RefSeq, a predicted model, not a curated record
ACGUCACCACGUGUGAUUCCUUCAGCUGAGCUGAUUUCACUCCGGCAACGGGUUGUCGGGAGCGAAAGUGAGUUGAUGUAGUGUAGAUAAGCUAAUAUCUACUCUCAAAUCCAAGCGUUUUUCUUCUUUCGGUGAGGAUUUUAAACUAAUUUGAAAGGACCAAAGAGAGACAAGGAGAGAGCCACUGGAACAAUUAAAAGCCAGGAAGAUUCUAGCACAGCCAUGCCCACGCUUUGAAUGCAGCAAUGGGUCAAUCUGUGAUGUUGUCUCUCUUUGUCCAUGUUUUCCUGGUAUCCAGUGGUACUUUGUGUUUGGAGCCUCAGGAAGGAGCGGGUCUCUCUGCAGGUGCUCUCGACUUGCCCUGGCAAGACCAACUGUGCUGUGACUCACCCUCAGUGCCGGAGGGGGAGGCGGAUGGCACGCCCGCACCUGAGACAAACUUCUCUGUGUCAAACCGCCCACAACAUCGCCGCUGUUACUUCAAGAGCAAUACCACAGGAUCAAGUCCUUAUAAGUCCUCUGGAGGCACCUGUUUGGACAUGCUGUGCAGGAUUGAUGACAACUGGGAAAUUCUGACUUGCGAUCUUGGGUCUCCCCGAACUCCAUUAGGCACGCUGACCACUGCUCCCGUGGCGGUUCGCCUGCAGCGCUUGCCGUUUAAAGAAAAUGAUGAUCAAGUUAACCAGAGGAUUAAGGAAUCUUAUGUUGUCUGUGAAGCAAAGGAUUCCUGCAUAUGUUCAAUUCCACUUGACACUACAAGAUUUGUUACUAUGGUAACUGUCAACAUCUCUGGCUCUGAUGCUGAAACAGUUCUUCUCAAUGUACCAACUCGACCCGUGAAACCCAGGCCUCCUGUCAACCUCUCACAUUUCCAGACCAUCGACCCGGACCUGAUUUUACAGUGGGACGAACCCAAAGACAAUGAUUUUGGCCCUUUAAGAUAUGAGGUCCGAUACUCAGAUGUCGACCAUCCUUCAUGGCAGGUGAUUUCUACAGGCCAAAAGCGCAAACUGAGUCUGGAUCUGAAGCCCAAAGUAAAGUAUACUAUUGAGAUUCAUUGCUCCGGUCUGCAUGACCCUCCACUGUGGAGCAACUGGAGUGAACCUUACCACAUCUACCUUGACACGGUGAGCUACAUCCCUGAAAAAGUGUUGGCCCGUCCAGGAGAGAACGUAAGCAUUUAUUGUGUGUUCAACGACCGCAGCAUCAAUGCCAACUCCGCCGUGUGGAUGCUGAACUUCCAACAGUCUCUCCAUCCCAGCCUCUACCACACUGUCAACCAACGGGUCAGUCAAAUCACAGUACGUCCAUCAGACUCUGGGUUGUAUGACCUGCUGCAGUGUACCGCCACAAAGGAGUGGGCCAUCCCUUACAGCCUCAUCUACAUCGAAGGCGCUUCUGUUGACAUCAGCUGUGAAACCAGUGGCGAUAUUGAUGCGAUGGACUGUAGCUGGCAAAACACACUGUGGCUUAAACUCACAUUCCAAUACAGAUGGGCAGACCUUCCAUGCGAUGUGAUGGAAGACCGAGAGAACAAGGGUGAGACGGUCGGAGAGAUGGGGCCUACAUGUUUGCCAGUCCGCUCCAAGCCACAAGCCUGCUCCAUCCAGCCAAUAAGAAUGACCUGCUACAAGCUGUGGCUGGAGGUGCUGUCCCACCAGGGUCCUGUUAGGUCCAAACCUAUAUACAUAUCACCUAUAGAUCAUGUAAAGCCUCAUGCACCAACUAAUGUGAAGGCGGUGAGUCUGAGAAGCGGGGUCCUAAGGAUCACAUGGGAGCCUCCAUCUUUGCCCGUGCAGGAUCUCCUGUACCGCUUUCGUCUCCACUCCCCAUCGACCAUCACAGCUCAGCAAGAAUGGAAGGUCUAUAAUCCAGUGGAAGUGCCGUGGGCAGAGGUUUCGAUUCUGGACAUGUGUCGUGUUUAUGUGGUUCAGGUACAGUGCAUGCCCACCAACCGCACUGGCUACUGGAGUGACUGGAGUGACUGGGUCUAUUCUAUACCCCAAAACAGUAGAGCUCCUGAAAAUGGGCCUGAUUUUUGGAGAAUUCUUCAAGAUGAUCCGCUCACAAACCGGACAAAUGUUACUUUGCUGUUUAAGCAUCUUUCAACCCCGGGCCGCUCCUACUGCAUAAAUGGAUUUAUAGUACAACGCCACACUGCAAAUGGCAUUUUGAAGAGCGAGAAGAUUGAGCUGGCAUCCUCCUACAGCUUUGAGUGGGACCGAGAUGUCCAAACUGUGACGGUGAAGGCUUUCAACAGUCUGGGGUCAUCUAGAAACAACACCAACAUGACACUGGAGAGAAGACCCAAACGCCGCGGUGUGCAUUCCUUCCACGUGCUGUUUGUCAACAGCUCCUGUGUUUCAAUGCAUUGGAGCCUUCUGGAUAGCAGCUCUGCUCCACUAUUCAUGGUGGUACAGUGGGCACCACAGGGGGAAGAGGAAUCGAACCCUAACAAAGUCCGCAGUGGGCACACAUGGACCAGGCUGCGUUUCACUGACCGUCCCAUCUACCUAAAAGGUGAUUUUUAUUCCACUAAGGAUUAUGGCUUCUACUUAUAUCCUGUGUUUGCUGAUGGAGAGGGCGAGCCUGCCUUCACAAUAGCCACUCGAGGGGACCCUGCAACUUACAUGACACUGCUGAUCAUCGUCGUCCUCUCCAUCAUACUCUUCUUCACCCUGGUCCUCUCCCAAAACCAGAUGAAAAGGUUUGUUUGGAAAGAUGUGCCCAACCCAAAGAAAUGCUCCUGGGCAAAAGGACUCAACUUCAAGAAGGCUGACACCUUCGAGCAGCUGUUCCAGGUCUCCGAUGCACUGCCAGCCUGGCCGCUGCUGCUCCCCUCUGAGAACAUUUCCACAGUGGUCAUCAUGGACAAGACUGACCUCUCAGCUCUCAGUUCAGCCCUGGUCCGAAACCCACUUACACCCCCAACUGCUGAUUUAGUCUCCCUUCCUUCGUUUCUCGACCAAAGCAGGUCAGUCGACAACGAAGCUCUCGUAUGUAACAGGCCCUCCUCGACUUCAGAAUUCGAUAUUUCAAACGCUCCCGGCCCGAGGAUAGAUGAGUUGCAGCUCAUGGAUCCCUCUCAGGGCAUCAGAGAGAGUUCAGCUCAAUCUUCAGUAGCAUACGCCACAGUGCUGCUAACUGACCCAAAGCAGGAACAACAGUCCAUUCACGAUCAGGACGGCAGCGGCAGCAGCUCCAGUGACGAGGGCAAUUUCUCUGCCAACAACUCUGACAUAUCCGGAUCUUUUCCCGGCGGCCUGUGGGAGCUGGAGAGCUGUCACGGCGGCGAGUUGGACGACCCACGGCGAUCCUGCUCCUACAACUCAGUGGAGGAACUUUCCGAAACAUCGGAUCAAGAAGACGAUGCGACAGAAAGGAAGGACUUGUACUAUCUGGGUAUGGGCUACCCAGCUGAGGAUGAGGGGAGUGACGGAGAAAUCGCACAGAAAGAAGAGGCGCUGAAACAUGUCAUAUUCAACACAGAUGUGGAAUCCAGCCAACUUAUUUCAGCAUCAUCCUGUGUUUUCCCACCACUCUACCUACCCCAGUUUAGAACUGCUCCCGACACCAGGAAGCUACCCGAUUAGAAACCUGGCACAAUGCUCUGCAUUACAUCGCUUGUGUUGUGAACUGCAUCAUCAUGAAAGACUUUCAAAGGAAAAUCAGUUCCUGCAGACACAUUGAAUGUGUCAAAAAAAUGGUGUAAAACUCCAAAGCGACGUUCAUCAAUGCUGCUAUUUUUUGGCUCAGUGGGAGGUAAUGGCCCUCGCUAAUAGGUAUGUUUUGUUGCAACUGUGCCUAUAGAUCAAAGUUAGGGUCAAACUGCUAUUCUACAGCCAUGUUACAAUGGUUACUGAUAAGGGGAUGAAAGGUUGUAAAUAAAACAUGGAAUAUGUUAGACUAUUUAAAGAAACGAAACACGUUAAAGAGUAAAGACGGCUUUGAUGACAUAUCAUCAGCGACAUUUGUGAUUGUACGCCGUUGUCUCUUGUGAAUAAAACAAUAUUUAUGUACAUCUGCACAGGAAUGCAAUCUAAAAGAAAAGCUGUUUGACAGAUGCCUUCUCAGAAAUAAUUCAUCAUUACGUUGUUCAGGUGUACUGUAUUUAAUUGAAGUGAAAUUGCCAAAAAAGAAAUAUCUCUUGUGGCAUAUUGAUAUAUUUUUGUCAAUUUUUCAUGGUGAUAUUAAAGUAUUUGUUAUUAGACUCAUGUAUGUG